Racocetra fulgida is the source of this 210-nucleotide messenger RNA. The record is from the annotation of a GenBank genome assembly. NCBI's taxonomy places the organism in Eukaryota, Fungi, Glomeromycota, Glomeromycetes, Diversisporales, Gigasporaceae.
AUAAGAUUGAUGCUGAAAUUAAAUUUAAAUCUGGUGAUGGCAAAACCUUGAAGCCUACCAAAAAGACUGUUAAGGCAGGUGACAAGAAAGUCGAGUUCAAAGUGAAGGUUAAGGAUGGAAAAUCCGCCAAGUUCACCGUCACAUUGGAAGACAAAGACUGCGGCGUCAAAGCCGAUACAACUUUCAUUGUUAAAGACAAAGAAAAGGAUU